GAUACUAAGGACGACUUCGAAGCCCGAUUCUUCAGUACAUUCACUGCACUGCCUCCUGCCUUACAUCUGCCCUUCCUGAAGAUAGUUGCCUAUUCCAGGGCGUGACCCUGAAAACAGAUCGUAAAAUCCGGUCACCCACGACAAGAUGCCGUUUUUAUCGACAGCAGAAGAAAGCUUGUUCCAACUGAAUUCAGCCCAGUUCGACUUCAACGUUGAAUUCGAGCAGCUGUUCUUCUCCAUCAUUCCAUCAACCGUAUUCAUUGUUGCGUCACUAUGGCGAAUGGUCUCCCAGUUCCAGAAGCCUACUGUGGUGAACGCCCCCGUAUUUCGUCUAAUCAAACUGGGCGCUAUCUUAGCCUAUGCCGGGCUCGAACUUUCACUUGUCAUCGUAAUGGCUGUGGGCUCACUCCAGGCCACUCGCCUCUUCGUAGCUGCCUCCACAUUGAAACUUGUCGCAGCGUCAGUAAUGGUGUUUCUAAGCUUUGUAGAUCAUAGCAAAAGCCGAAGGCCAUCAGUCCUGCUUAGCAGCUACGUCGUGCUUACGCUGCUACUUGACGCAGCGCAGGCCAGAACGCUGUUUUUGUUAUCAGAUAGAGGAAUUGAAAUUGCUUGGAGCAGCAUAUUUGUUACCGCACUCAGUCUUAAAUGUGGCAUUUUAUUUUUAGAAGCCCAGGGAAAGUCAAAAUGGAUAAAUUGGGACCAAAAGGAGCACAGUCCUGAAGAGACAAGUGGGAUCUUUUCACUCGGCGUUUUCUUCUGGCUCAACAAGAUUUUCUUAAGGGGGUACAGGCAGAUCUUGACAAUCAAGGACCUUUACCCGCUCGACAGUGAGAUGCAGGGCGAGUUGCUCCACCAGCAAUUUCAAAGACAAAUGGAAUGUUCUAAAUUAAGAGGAGAUAGAUUUGGGCUCUUAAAGGCGUUGAUCUCUACGCUCAAAGGACGACUACUACUUCCAGUUCUUCCAAGGCUAGCGCAGCUUGGUUUUCAAAUAUGCCAGCCAUUCUUCAUCGAAAAUCUGGUGGAGUAUUUAGGGAGGCCUGAAGGUGUCGAAGAGAACAUUGGCUACGGCUUCAUUGGUGCGAGUGUACUUAUUUAUUCGGGUAUAGCCAUCUCCGUGGCUCUUUGUUGGUAUUUUCAUCAUAGGACUCGUAUCAUGACGAGAGCAAUCUUGGUGACCGAGAUAUACAACAAAGCGACUCAAGUCCACAUUGGAGCUGGCGACAAUAGCGCUGCUGUAACGUUGAUGAGCACAGACAUUGAGCGAAUCAUCUACGGUAUGAGGACCUUACACGAUGUUUGGGCUUGUGUUCUCCAAGUUGCUAUUGCCGGGUGCAUGGCAUUCCGCCAUCUCGGCCCAAUAUUUGCGGUGAGCAUGGGAGUUGUCAUAAUUUGCACGGCUUGCUUGGGAUAUCUCCUCAAGUUUACUGGAAGUGCGCAGAGAGCCUGGAUGCUGAAAGUUGAGAAGCGAGUCGGCAUGACUGCAACAGUCAUCGCCGGCAUGAGAAACUUGAAAUUAUCUGGACUAUCGACUGCAGCUAGCGACUUUUUGCAGCAGCUUCGGACCGAAGAGCUAGUAGCCGGAUCGACUUUUCGAAAGAUUACUAUUCUGGCCGCUUUGUUCGGAUUCGUUCCGUUUUUCCUUAGUCCGGCACUGACUUUCGCCUUCGCUCAGAGGCAGUUGGAUGCCGCUAGAAUAUUUUCUAGUCUAUCAUGGCUUCUCCUGCUAACCAACCCCCUGGGACAGAUAUUUCAGGCUAUACCCCAGAUAACUGCUGGUUUGGUCUGCAUCGGUCGCAUACAAACUUUCUUGAAGUCUGAAAGCAACGUCGAUUAUCGUCGACUUUCCAACCCCGGUCGAGAGGGUUCAGAGAAAGCACCGACUGUUCAUGAUACCGAAUCAAGGUUCAGUAAUCUAUUUAUUAUCAGAGAUGGCAAGUUCGGCUGGGAACGAGAUAAGCCCGUACUCAAAGACGUCAACGUUGAAAUCCCAAAGUCUUCGCUCACCAUGGUUGUUGGACCCGUCGGAUCAGGGAAGUCUACAUUUUGCAAGGCUCUGCUAGGCGAACUUAUCUACAGCGAAGGCAGUGUAGAGCUCAGUGAGAGGGUUCACCACGUCGGAUUCUGUGAGCAAACUGCAUUCCUUUUCAAUGGAUCUAUCCGUGAGAACAUUGUUGGUUAUUCCCUGUUCGAUCAAGACAGAUACUCCGAGAUUAUCGAUGCAACGGCUUUGAGCGUGGAUCUUACGUUGCUCCCGCAAGGCGACCAUACCAUUAUCGGAUCUGAUGGUAUUACCCUUUCCGGGGGUCAAAAGCAACGCGUAUCGCUCGCGCGAGCUCUGUACCUUCAAGCUGAUUUACUCGUCCUUGAUGAUGUCUUUAGCGGUCUAGACGCGGAUACCGAAACGCAUGUCUUCGAAGAAGUAUUUGGACCGCGUGGGAUUCUCGCGCAUCGACACUCGACGGUUGUGCUAUGUACGCACAGCAUAAGACACUUACAUACGGCUGAUCACAUCAUAGCUCUGGGAAAUGAAACAGUUAUCGAAAAAGGAAGCUUCAAAGAUCUCAUGGAAAGCGCAGGUUAUGUACAGAGUCUUGGCCUGACAAGCUCUGAUAGCGAAACUUCGUCUCAAGAUAAGAUAUUAGAAGGGGAAGCGUCCAACCCGAAGCCCAGAUACGGUGUCAUCAAACCACAAAGUGAGAUAUCUAGUCUUAUGUCAAACGCUGAUCAGGCGCGACAAAUGGGAGACAAGACGAUCUACAAGAAAUAUGUCAAGGCAAUGGGGAUCCCUGCAGCGGCAUCUGCUUUGGGCUUUGCCGUUCUUUGGGGUUUCUUUACCAAUUUUCCAACAGUCUGGCUAAACUACUGGACCGAGGACAUAUAUUCGGCGUAUCCGAGACACUCGUUCGCCUUUUACGCAGGAAUAUAUGGAGUCUUCCAAAUCUGCGCCAUGGUUUCAUUAUUACUGCUCGGCAUUGUCAUUUUCAUCACAUCCGUGAAUAAGGUCGGAGCCAACCUUCAUCAGGACGCGCUGUGGACGCUUUUCCGAGCAACAUUACGUUUCUUCACGAAGACUGACACGGGCGUUAUCACCAAUUUGUUUUCGCAAGAUCUCAACUUAAUAGAUACAGAACUGCCGACUGCGCUUCUGAACACUUUAUUCUGCGUAUUUCAAGCACUCGGACAAGCUGCUGUUAUGCUCACUUCGUCACCAUACCUAGCAAUAAGCUACCCAUUUCUUGGGGUUCUGCUAUACAUUUUAUCGAAGUACUAUCUAUGUACCUCUAGACAAAUCAGACUUCUUGAUCUGGAAGCCAAAAGUCCUCUGUACACACACUUCAUUGAUACACUUAAAGGUAUCGCUACAUUAAGAGCUUCUGGCUUUCUCUCUAAAGAGCUUGAGAAGAACGCCCGACUCAUCGACGCGAGCCAACGCCCAGCCUAUUUCCUACUGAUGAUUCAGCAAUGGUUGAAUUGCGUCGUCGACGUCGUGGUCAUGAUUAUGGCAGUAGUCCUCACCACGCUUGCUGUGCAACUACGUUCUCAUUCUGGGUUCACGGGCGCAUCAUUGGUUUCUCUCAUGCAGUUCGGCGAGAGUCUAUCGGGGAUCGUCAUCUUCUACACUCAGCUGGAGACUUCACUUGGCGCGAUUGGGAGAUUGAAGAAUUUCGAUGAGACAGUAAUGCCGGAGGGUAAUCAGGAUGAAAAUGUCGUGCCUGCUGAGCAAUGGCCGCACAACGGUCACAUCGAGUUCAAGGGCGUAUCUGCAAGCUACAACAUCGAUGAAAGGUCAGAAGAUAAACUUGACCUGGCCAUUAAAAAUGUCAAACUUGAGAUACAGCCAGGCGAAAAAGUUGCUAUUUGCGGCCGCAGCGGCAGCGGCAAGUCAAGUCUCAUUGCCCUUCUCCUCAAACUCCUCGAUCCAACGUCCGAAACCAAAAGCAAUAUUGUGAUCGAUGACCAAGCACUUCAGUACAUCGACCGCACGGCUCUUCGCCAGCGCCUCAUUGCUAUCCCACAAGAACCCGUCUUUCUGCCUGACGGCACGACAUUCUACACCAACAUUGACCCAUUCAAGGUUUCUACGCCUACUGAGUGCCAAGGUGUCCUUGAAGCCUUGAAUUUGUGGCACUUUGUUACGCAGCGAGGUGGCAUUAACGCGAGCAUGAGUGCCAGCACUCUCAGCGCAGGCCAACGCCAGCUCAUGUCCCUUAGUCGCGCUUUACUACGCCGCCGCGUACUGGAACGAAGCCGCAGUGGCAACUUCCAGUCUCCAAAAGGCGGCAUCCUUCUACUUGACGAAGUGAGCUCGAGCGUUGACCACGAGACGGAGCGUCUUAUGCAAGAUGUUAUUAGCUCAGAAUUCAAACACUACACCGUCGUGGCGGUGAGCCAUCGUUUAGACAUGGUCAUGGACUUUGACCGCGUUGUGGUUAUGGAUACGGGGGAGAUUGUGGAGGUGGGCAAGCCGAGGGUGUUAGCAGAAGAGGAAGGGUCGAGGUUUCAGAUGUUAGCAAAGGCUGCUGCCAAGUAG
Molecule: messenger RNA, 4531 nt
Organism: Lindgomyces ingoldianus
Lineage: Eukaryota; Fungi; Ascomycota; Dothideomycetes; Pleosporales; Lindgomycetaceae
Product: putative ABC multidrug transporter
Exons: 8
Coding region: 146-4531 (1461 amino acids)
Biological process (GO): transmembrane transport
Cellular component (GO): membrane
Molecular function (GO): ATP binding; ATP hydrolysis activity; ABC-type transporter activity
Source: RefSeq, a predicted model, not a curated record